AAUUUAUCAUGCGGCUCCCUCAUCAACAAACCUCGUGUUAUCAUUUCGCAAACAAGCGGUCAUAAUUGUCCUUCCGGUCCCUUCUCAGCGCUUGAUGAUGGCAUGCUUAGAUUAUUUCAAUAACAACACAACGUCACUACUGUUCUAUCCCGCUCUAUCUCUCUCUCUCUCUCUAGCUAACCCGAUCAUGGGUGACUUUGAUUAUGCACAUCUCCUGAUGCAAAACUUUAGAACCUCUACGCACUACGCUGUGACGGAGAUGACUUGCAGUACAAUGGGGUGUUCGCUGUCCGAUUGUCUAUGGCGCUAUCUCACAGCUGAUAAGCCAAUUUCCGACCGCCAGAUCUCACCCGAUGUCUGUCUGUUAGUCGUGGUGUGACUGUUGCGCUUAUACGCUCGGGGCUAUAUGGUUCCGUUCCGCACAAUCUUUCGAUCAGUCAAUCUGCUACCGGUGCUGUGUGUGUAAGGCUUCCAGUUUCAGCUCCAGCUCCACGCUGCAAUAUAGAAAGAUGACACAAAGUGUUUACGAUGCCGAACGGAAGCUUUGGUACGGUGAACGGUUACCUUCGGUGUGGAAUCCAGCCGCCGGCAUUGGCCGCAUCGUGCUCGAUUCGAUGUCCCGCUGCCCGGAGCGGGUGAUACAGAUAAAUGCGGACACUGGCCGGCGGACGACGUGCGCCGAAAUGAAGCUACGCAUUGUACGCGUCGCGCUGAACCUUCGUCGCCUUGGUUACAAGCGUGGUGACUUUGUUAGUCUCGCCUGUGCAAAUGGAGAGAAUGUGGUGCCGGUGCUGAUCGGUUGUUGGGUGUUGGGGUUGGCCGUGAAUCCACUGGCACCGGUGUUCGGGCGGGAAGAUUUCGAACACAUGAUGAAACAAACGCAAUCGUCGCUCGUGUUCUGUGAUCCGGCCAAUUACGCGGUGGUGGCCGAAGCGGCACACAAUGUAAUCCGCGCGAAGGUACAGCUGUUUGUGAUGGGUGAGGCCACGGUGGGGGGAAGUUCGGUCGAUGAGCUGCUGGAACCGAUCGACGGUGAGAACAGCUUCCGGGCGGAAUAUCUCGGCGAUGCUACCAAACUGCUCGCGAUGGUUCUGUGCUCCUCCGGAACUACUGGACUGCCGAAGGGUGUCUGUCUGUCCCACGCUCACUUCAUCGACGGAACGGUCUUUUCCACAGAAAUCUCCGACGGGCCCAUCUUUAACUUCAGCUCACUGUUCUGGGCCACCGGGAUCUUUGCGGUGAUGACCUCGCUGCUGCACAGUCGACCACGCGUCCUCACCAGCAAACCGUACCAGCCGGACCUUCUGCUCGAUCUGAUCGAAAAGUAUCGCAUCGAGAAUCUGUUUACACCGCCGUCGUACGUGUCCGGCCUGUUGGCUCAUCCACGCCAUGCCACGGCGGAUCUAAGCAGCGUUCGGCAGUGGCAGCUCGGCGGUUCCAUGGUGCCGCCGGAACUGAUUCUACGGCUUCAGAAGCUGCUCCCAAACGGGCACUUGCGAUCCAUCUAUGGAAGUUCCGAGAUAGGGUUCAUCACCCGGAACGACGUCACGGUGAAGCCCGGUUCGGUUGGCCCGCUUACAACGAACGUCGAGUGCCGGGUGGUGGAUGAGGAUGGUCAAGUGGUUGGGCCGGGCGUUUCCGGUGAGCUGCUACUACGCUAUCGGUACAUGUUUCUGGGUUACCUUUACAACGAGGAAUCGACGAAGAAUGCGCUUACCGAGGAUGGGUUCUUCCGGAGCGGUGACAUCGGGUACAUGGAAGCCGACGGCAGCCUGUACGUGAUCGAUCGCAUCAAGGACAUCAUCAAGUACAACAACUUCCAGGUGUCGCCGUCCGAUCUGGAAAGCGUCAUCCAGAAGAUCGACGGCGUGAAGCAGGUGUGCGUGAUCGGGAUCCCAUCGCCGGACGGAUCGACCGAUCUGCCGCUGGCUGUGGUGGAGCGGAAGCCGGGCAGUGCGCUGCAGGCGGAAGACAUUGUGCGGCACGUGGACGGACAGGUGACGGACUUCAAGCGGUUGCGUGGCGGUGUGCGGUUCGUCGACGGGUUCCCGAUGACGCCGUCCGGCAAGAUCGUGCGGCGUGUGGUGAAGCAGAUGAUCAACAACGAGGCUGCCUCCUAGAGAGGAGAUAGGGAGGGGCAACUUUAAUGUUAGAGACCGUGACAAUGACGGGGAGUGAUUACUGAUAUAUUUAAAUACGUAACGACGAGAUUAAUAACCAGGUUAAAGCAUUAUGAAUAAAACUCUACAAAUAUUGUAAGAACAGCGUUCAUAAUCAUCCAUAAUCAGCACAAGCUUAAUCUAAUAAAUAAAAUAUUGAUCAUUAA
Messenger RNA from Anopheles stephensi (Asian malaria mosquito), 2326 nucleotides. RefSeq names its product 4-coumarate--CoA ligase 1-like. The record is from RefSeq and is a predicted model, not a curated record. The transcript has 3 exons. Lineage: Eukaryota; Metazoa; Arthropoda; Insecta; Diptera; Culicidae. The coding region runs from base 510 to 2120 and encodes 536 amino acids. Gene Ontology annotation, molecular function: long-chain fatty acid-CoA ligase activity. Gene Ontology annotation, biological process: long-chain fatty acid metabolic process; fatty-acyl-CoA biosynthetic process.